Molecule: messenger RNA, 1110 nt
Organism: Drepanopeziza brunnea f. sp. 'multigermtubi' MB_m1
Lineage: Eukaryota; Fungi; Ascomycota; Leotiomycetes; Helotiales; Drepanopezizaceae
Source: RefSeq, a predicted model, not a curated record
AUGCCAGGUUACUACACGCAUAGUGCCUUGCGAGAACAGCUUGGCGCUGAUGUGGAUAAGAAGAGAUUCCGGGAGAUCAAGGAUCUCUUAAAAAGCUGUUUCGAAGAGCAUUUGGAAGACCUGGAGCCGAUAGCGCUACAUAUGUCCCCGAACAAAGAGAAGGUGGAAAAUGCGAUCCACGCAGCAUUCCAGAUGAUAUCCGAGUUCAGCGAGCUGAACGACGAAGGCCAGAAGCGAAUCAAACUCACUCUGAGACUCUAUUCGACAUACGUCGGCAGGAGAUUGAAGCCAAGGGGCGCGGAAGAGAGUACAGAGGAGAUGCGCGGGGAGUCCAAGACUGCGAGAAAGGAAAAUAUUGGCCGAAGAGAGAAUAUAGCGGAGGAGAUGGGAAGGAAGAUAGCGACCAGCCAGAAGGCUGCCCUGGAGAAGAUGGGAGGGAAGACAGCCAUCAGCCAGAAGGAGGCUACACCGAAGGAGAUGGGAAAGAGGAAGACCCGCAAGACAAAAGGAAGCCAAGAUGAGAAUGGACCCUUGGGUACGGCGGUAAAUGCGACAAACGACAACUCUGACGACAAACUUGCAGCAGAGAACGAAACGGCGGAUCCAAACCCGAGAGAAUCGGAUUCCAUCCACUUGCUGUCCGCAGCAGAAAAAGAAACGGCAGAUCCAAGCCCAAGAGAAUCGGAUUCCAGCCACCUUCUGCUUGCAGUGGAGAACGAAACGACAGAUCCAAGCCUAAAAAAAUCGGACUCUAGCCACUUUCUGCCCGAAGAUACGUCUUCGGUAGCACAGCCUGGCCCUCUCUCUACACAAAUGAUGCGCCGGGAAUUGAUCAAGGGCAGGAAGUCACAAUUUCCCACCCUCAGUUUGAAGAGAAUCAAGCUCGACACGGCUGAUUCGUCAGAAAACAGGACAUCGCAGUCAGUCAUGGAUGAUUCACCAACGAAGAUGAUAUCGCAGCUAGUCAUGGAUGAUACGAAGAAGCAAGUGAUGGGAGGAUCUCGCUCGGCGCUCGGUGCUAAAUCAACGAAUACACGCUUGGGAUCGAGGGAGGGCUUGAUAUUCGCACAGCGUUUUAGCCGGGCUGCAGAUGAAAAGAGGGAUCGCUAA